Messenger RNA from Coregonus sp. 'balchen', 9689 nucleotides. NCBI's taxonomy places the organism in Eukaryota, Metazoa, Chordata, Actinopteri, Salmoniformes, Salmonidae. The record is from the annotation of a GenBank genome assembly.
UGGAUGCCAAAAGCCGUUAAACCUCAUCGACGAAGAAGAACAAGCACAAGAAGGAGCCAUCAUGCUAGCGAGAACAGUUUACUCCAUUUAAUCUUUGAAACACGAUGUCUAUUAAAUUAAAUGCGCUAAUCAGCGACUCCUACGUUGAUGUAAGUCAAUAUAGAGACCAACAUUUUAAGGUAAGAAUGGUGAAAUCAAGAAUCGACUGAAUAUUUUUGCCAGCUAACUAUUGUUUGUUAGCUAGCUAACGUUAGCCCAUGAUCAAGACUCUCAGUUCUAUUACAUCACACACAAGUCAUUGGACGAAGGCGUCUGCUGUACGGGGGCGUUUUGUUAAGAUUCCCGACGCUUGGUCUGAACAUGAUUAUGUAUCACUGGCGGUACGAUUUUGGAAGUAUAAGGACCUUAUCUUUCAUAACAGAAAAAUAAUAAUAAUAAUACAAAAAAUAAGUUGAUACACACCUUUUUAAUAGGGCCUCACGCAGCCAUAUUCCCAUGUUAUAGGGCGUUCACUCAUUGCUGUAGAAUGCAGAGAAAAACGGGGUUUGCUUGUCAGCUGAAGUUCUGCGGCAGAACAGCGCCACAGUUCACCACUUUUUGAUCAUGCCUGUGAUGACAUUACAUUCACUCUAAACAUGCAAAAUUCUCAGUAAAUCGUCUUAACUUUUGAACCAUAUAUGGUGAAGAAGUGCUUCGGACUACUGUUUUUCUGACAAUUUUAUAUUGGUAUAAACCUUGAAUUAAUUAAUCAUUUUAUGGGAGAACAGCCUACAUGUUACAUAGCUGGUUUACGGAAGACAGUGGACUACCUAUGCUAAUUACACUGAACAAAAAUAUAAACAACAUGUCAAGUGUUGGUUUCAUGAACUGAAAUAAAAUAUCCCAGAAAUGUUCCAUACGCACAAAAAACUUCUCCAAUUUUGUUCACAUUUGUUUACAUCCCUGUUAGUGAGCAUUUCUCCUUUGCCAAGAUAAUCCAUCCACCUGACAGGUGUGGCAUAUCAAGAAGCUGAUUAAACAGCAAGAUCAUUUCACAGGUGCACCUUGUAAAGCCCUGUUUCCACUGGCACUUAAAAUUUCAAAAGUUCAAGUUGGCUCGAAUGGAAUUCUCAAAUUUGAGCUGAGUCAAGGGAAACCCGGGCCAGCGCAGUCCAGUUUCACAACUGGUGCCAGCUCGAUUAGAAUUGGGGCUGGUGACGCCGUUACUAUGCAACCACCAAGCUGAUCACUUCUGGAUGUUGACACAACGUUUAGCUAGCUCGUCUUGCUUGUUGCUAUUAGCUAGCAUAUGGACAAGCAGUCCUACAGUAGUCAAACAUGAAUUACCACCAUAGCUGGAUCCUUCAUUAAUUUUUGCACUACACAAUAAACUUUUAUGAGAACAGUCAGCCCUCGAAUGCUAACUAACGUUAGCUAACUAACAUUAGCUAGCAAAUCAGAGUUGAAACUAGUUAGCUAGCUAGCAGGAAUUUUAGCUGGUCAGGUUGUAUUGAAAGCUAGCUAGUAACAUCAUAUCAAACCUGUCGUCUGGUUUGCUUGGUUAGCAAGCUAAUCGCCAAUGACAUGGCAAGCAAGGUAGGAAUUAAGUGAGCAAGCUAGCCUGUUAUGCUAACUGUUUAGCUAGCCCACCAAGGCCAGCCCAACCUAGGUUGACUUCAAAGUGCCAAUGGAAACAGGGCUUAAAAGGCCACUCUAAAAUGUGCUGUUUUGUCACACAACACAAUGCCACAGCUGUCUCAAGUUUUGAGGGAGGAUGCAAUUGGCAUGCUGACUGCAGGAAUGUCCACCAGAGUUGUUGCCAGAUAAUUUAAUGUUAAUUUCUCUACCAUAAGCAACGUCGUUUUAGAGAAUUUGGCCGUACCUCCAACCGGCCUCACAACCACAGACCACGCGUAACCACGCCAGCCCAGGACCUCCACAUCCUGCUUCUUCACCUGUGGGAUCGUCUGAGACCAGCCACCCGGACAGCUGAUGAAACUGGGUUUGCAAAACUGAAGAAUUUCUGCACAAACUGUCAGAAACAGUCUCAGGGAAGCUCAUCUGCGUACUCGUCGUCCUCACCAGGGUCUUGACCUGACUGCAGUUCGGCGUUGUAACCGACUUCAGUGGGAAGAUGCUCACCUUCGUGUGGGCGAGCGGUUUGCUAAUGUCAACAUUGUGAACGGACUGCCCCAUGGUGGGGUUAUGAUAUGGGCAAGCCUAAGCUACGGAAAUGAACACAAUUGCAUUUUAUUGAUGGCAAUUUGAAUGCACAGAGAUACCGUAGCGAGAUCCUGAGGCCCAUUGUCGUGCCAUUCAUCCACGGUCAUCACCUCAUGUUUCAGCGUGAUCAUGCACGGCCCAUGUCGCAAGGAUCUGUACACAAUUCCUGGAAGCUGAAUGUCCCAGUUUUUCCAUGGCCUUCAUACUCACAAGACAUGUCACCCAUUGAUCAUGUUUGGGAUGCUCUGCAUCGAUGUGUGUGACAGCGUGUUCCAGUUCCCGCCAAUAUCAAGCAACUUCGCACAGCCAUUGAAGAGGAGUGGGGCAACAUUCCACAGGCCACAAUCAACAACUUGAUCAACUCUAUGUGAAGUAGAUGUCACGCUGCAUGAGGCAAAUGACUGACUGGUUUUCUGAUCCAUGCCCCUACUUUCUUUUAAGGUACACUAUAUAUACAAAAGUAUGUGGACACCCCUUCAAAUUAGUGGAUUUGGCUAUUUCAGCCACACCCGUUGUUGACAGGUGUAUGAAAUCGAGCACACGGCAAUGCAAUCUCCAUAGAUUGGCAGUAGAAUGGCCUCAUUGAAGAGCUCAGUGACUUUCAACGUGGUACCGUCAUAGGAUGCCACCUUUCCAACAAGUCAGUUCGUCAAAUUUCUGCCCUGCUAGAGCUGCCCUGGUCAACUGUUAGUACUGUUAUUGUGAAGUGGAAACGUCUAGGAGCAAAAACGGCUCAGCCAUAAAGUGGUAGGCCACACAAGCUCACAAUGGUACCGGCGAGUGCUAAAGCACGUAGGGCGUAACAAUCGUCUGUCCUUGGUUGCAGCACUCACUACCGAGUUCCAAACGGCCUCUGGAAGCAACAUCAGCACAAUAACUGUUUGACGGGAGCUUCAUGAAAUGGUUUUCCAUGGUCAAGCAGUCGCACACAAGCCUAAGAUGACCAUGCACAAUGCCAAACGUCGACUGGAGUGGCGUAAAGCUCGCCGCCAUUGGACUCUGGAGCAGUGGAAAUGUGUUCUCUGGUGUGAUGAAUGAGUCUUCACCAUCUGGCAGUCCGACGGACAAAUCUGGGUUUGGCAGAUGCCAGGAGAAUGCUACCUGCCCCAAUGCAUAGUGACAACUGUAAAGAUUGGUGGAGGAGGAAUAAUGGUCUGGGGCUGUUUUUCAUGGUUCGGGCUAGGCCCCUUAGUUCCAGUGACGGUAAAUCUUAACGCUACAGCAUACAGUGAUAUAUUCUAGACAAUUCUGUGCUUCCAACUUUGUAGUAACAGUUUGGGGAAGGCCCUUUCCUGUUUUCAGCAUGACAAUGCCCCCGUGCACAAAGCGAGGUCUAUACAGAAAUGGUUUGUGGAGAUCGGUGUGGAAGAAUUUGACUGGCCUGCACAAAGCCUUGACCUCAAUACCAUCGAACACCUGAGGGAUGAAUUUGGAACACCGACUGCGAGCCAGGCCUAAUCGCCCAACAUCAGUGCCCUACCUCACUAAUGCUCUUGUGGCUGAAUGGAAGCAAGUCCCCACAGCAAUGUUUCAACAUCUAGUGGAAAGCCUUCCCAGAAGAGUGGAAGCUGUUAUAGCAGCAAAGGGAGGGACCAACUCCAUAUUAAUGCCCAUGAUUUUGGAAUGAGAUGUCCGACAAGCAGGUGUACACAUACUUUUGGUCAUGUAGUGUAUCUGUGACCAACAGAUACAUAUCGGUAUUCCCAGUCGUGAAAUCCAUAGAUUAGGGUCUAAACUCAACUUUUCGAAACGCUUACAAGGCCCUCCCCCGCCCUCCCUUCGGCAAAUCUGAUCACGACUCCAUUUUGCUCCUCCCUUCCUAUAGGCAGAAACUCAAACAGGAAGUACCCGUGCUAAGGACUAUUCAAUGCUGGUCUGACCAAUCGGAAUCCAUGCUUCAAGAUUGUUUUGAUCACGCGGACUGGGAUAUGUUCCGGGUAACCUCUGAGAAUAACAUUGACGAUUACACGGAUACGGUGACUGAGUUCAUCAGGAAGUGUAUAGGAGAUGUGGGACCCACUGUGACUAUUAAAUCAAAUCAAAGUUUUUGUCACAUACACGUGUUUAGCAGAUGUUAUUGCGGGUGUAGCGAAAUGCUUGUGCUUCUAGCUCCAACAGUGCAGUAAUAUCUAACAAGUAAUAGCUAACAAUUUCACAACAUAUACCUUAUACACACACAUCUAGUAAGGAAUGGAAUUUAAGAAUAUAUACAUAUGGACAAGCAAUGACAGAGCGGCAUGGACUAAGAUACAGUAGAAUAUUAUAGAAUACAGUAUAUACAUAUGAGUAUUGCAAGAUAUGUAAACAUGAUUAAAGUGACUAGUGUUCCAUUUCUUAAAGUGGCCAGUGAUUUCAAUAGGCAGCAGCAGCCUCUAAUGUGCUAGUGAUGGCUAUUUAACAGUCUGAUGGCCUUGAGAUAGAAGCUGUUUUUCAUUCUCUCGGUCCCAAGUUUGAUGCACCUGUACUGACCUCGCCUUCUGGAUGAUAGCGGGGUGAACAGGCAGUGGCUUGGGUGGUUGAUGUCCUUGAUGAUCUUUUUGGCCUUCCUGUGACAUCGGGUGCUGUAGGUGUCUUGGAGGGCGGGAGGUUUGCCCCCGGUAAUGCGUUCGGCAGACCGCACCACCCUCUGGAGAGCCCUGCAGUUGUGGGCGGUGCAGUUGCCGUAACCAGGCGGCGAUACAGCCCGACAGGAUGCUCUCAAUUGUGCACCUGUAAAAGUUUGUGAGGGUUUUAGGUGCCAAGCCAAAUUCUUUCAGCCUCCUGUUGUUGAAGAGGCUCUGUUGUGCCUUCUUCACCACACUGUCUGCGUGGAUGGACCAUUUCAGUUUGUAAGUGACGUGUACACCAAGGAACUUGAAGCUUUCCACCUUCUCAUUUACAUUUGAGUCAUUUAGCAGACGCUCUAAUCCAGAGCGACUUAGUUAGUCUCCACUGCGGUCCCGUCGACGUGGAUAGGGGGGUGCACCCUCUGCUGUUUCCUGAAGUCCACCAUCAUCUCCUUUGUUUUGUUGACGUUGAGUGAGAGGUAAAACCUACCCAAACCAGAAACCGUGGAUAGAUGGCAGCAUUCGCGCAAAACUGAAAGUGCGAACCCACCGCUUUUAACCAUGGCAAGGUGACUGGGAAUAUGUCCGAAUACAAACAGUGUUUGUUAUUCCCUCCGUAAGGCAAUCAAACAGGCAAAACGUCAGUACAGAGACAAAGUGGAGUCGCAAUUCAAUGGCUCAGACACGAGACGUAUGUGGCAGGGUCUACAGACAAUCACGGACUACAAAGGGAAAACCAGCCACGUCGCGGACACAGUCUUGCUUCCGGACAAGCUAAACACCGCUUUGAGGAUAACAGUGCCACUAACGUGGCACGUUACCAAGUACUGUGGGCUCUCCUUCUCUGUGGCCGACGUGAGUAAGACAUUUUAAGCGUGUUAACCCUCGCAAGGCUGCCGGCCCCGACGGCAUUCCUAGCCGCGUCCUCAGAGCAUGCGCAGAGCAGCUGGCUGGAGUGUUUAUGGACAUAUUCAAUCUCUCCCUAUCCCGUCUGCUGUCCCCACUUGCUUCAAGAUGUCCACCAUUGUUCCUGUAUCCAAGAAAGAAAAGGUAAAUGAUGAUCACCCCGUAGCAUUCACUUCUGUCAUCAUGAAGUGCUUUGAGAGGCUAGUUAAGGAUCAUAUCAACUCUACCUUACCUGACACCCUAGACCCAUUUUAAAUUUGCUUACCGCCCCAAUAGAUCCACAGACGAUGCAAUCGCCAUUGCACUGCACACUGCCCUAUCCCAUCUGGACAAGAGGAAUACCUAUGUAAGAAUGCUGUUCAUUGACCAAAGCUCAUCAUUAAGCUCGGGCCCAGGGUCUAAACCGCGCCCUGUGCAACUGGGUCCAGGACUUCCUGACGGGCCGCCCCCAAGAGUUGAAGGUAGGAAACAACACUUCCACUUCGUCGAUCCUCAACACAGGGGCCCCACAAGGGUGCGUGCUCAGCUCCCUCCUGUACUCCCUGUUCACCCAUGACUGCAUGGCCAUGCACGCCUCCAACUCAAUCAUCCAAGUUUGCAGACGACACAACAGUAGUAAGCCUGAUUAUCAACAAUGACGAGACAGCGUACAGGGAGGAGGUGAGGGCCCUGGGAGUGUGGUGCCAGGAAAAUAACCUCUCACUCAACAUCAACAAAACAAAAGGAGCUGAUCGUGGACUUCAGGAAACAGUAGAGGGAGCACACCCCUAUCCACAUCGACGGGACCGCAGUGGAGAAGGUGGAAAGCUUCAAGUUCCUCGGCUGAUGAUCUGAAAUGGUCCACCCACACAGACCGUGUGGUGAAGAAGGCGCAACAGCACCUCUCCAACCUCAGGAGGCAGAAUAAAUGUGGCUUUGCACCUAAAACCUAAAACUUUUACAGGUGCACAAUUGAGAGCAUCCUGUCGGGCUGUAUCACCGCCUGGUACGGCAACCGCACCGCCCGCAACCGCAGGGCUCUCCAGAGGGUGGUGCGGUCUGCCCAACGCAUCAUCGGGGGCAAACUACCAGCCCUCCAUGACACCUACAGCACCCGAUGUCACAGGAAGGCCAAAAAGAUAAUCAAGGACAUCAACCACCCGAGCCACUGCCUGUUCACCCCACUAUCAUCCAGAAGGCGAGGUCAGUACAGGUGCAUCAAAGCUGGGACUGAGAGACAGAAGCUGUUUUUCAAUCUCAAGGCCAUCAGACUGUUAAAUAGCCAUCACUAGGCGGCUUCCACCCGGUUACGUAACCCUGCACCUUAGAGGCUGCUGCCCUAUAUACAUAGACUUGGAAUCACUGGCCACUUUAAAUAAUGGAACACUAGUCACUUUUUUAUAAUGUUAACAUAUUUUUGCUUUACCCAUCUCAUGUGUAUAUACUGUGUUCUAUUCUACUGUAUUUUAGUCUAUGCCACUCCGACACUGCUCAUCCUAAAAUGUAUAUUUCUUAAUUCCAUUCUUUUACUUUUAGAUUUGUGUGUAUUGUUGUGAAUUGUUAGAUAUUACUUCACUGUUGGAGCUAGAAACACAAGCAUUUAGCUACACCUGCAAUAACAUCUGCUAAAUAUGUGUAUGUGACAAUACAAUUUGAUAAAUGUAUUUCAAUUGACUGAAAUUGUUGCAUGUUGCGUUUUUAUAUUUUUGUUCUCCGUCUCUGAACACCUGUGUGUAAAUGGAAGACAGACGCCACAAACGUUUUGUCACUUAAAAAUACUGUCUGCUGCAACGGUUAAACCGGUUAAAACAGUGUAUAGUAAGUGUGUAUUUUGCAUUUGUGAAAUUAAUUUUGAUGUGAUAUGUAAGAGGGAUUUAUGUUUCUAGAACCGUACCGCAAUUGAGAGUCGAUUCAUGUUUAGAGGGAAUAUUUGGCUUCCAGAGUCAAUUCGCCCUUACAGAACAUGUAAGGUCCUUGGAUGAUAUUCGUAGAGGCUAGGAUCUUGUUAUUUUCAGAGGGAGAAUGACUCUGGCAGCCAAAACAGCCAAAUACUCCAUCAAAACGUGAAUUGAUUUUCAAUUGCGAUAUGGUUCUAGAAACAUAAAGCCCUUUACUUUCAUGCCACAUCAAAAAAAUUCCCAAAUGCAAAAUAUACAUUUACUGUACACAGUAUUUUUCAGUGACAACACGUUUCUGGCAGCCUUCUUCCUUUACACACAAGUGUUCGGAGCAUGCUAGAUAGCUAAUUAGCACAGGUGGUCCCUCUGUCUUCCGGAAACACACGCUGUAACAUGGCGAAAUGGCCUUGUGGGAACAUUAACCCUAACGCUAUAAAGGUGUGUAAUAAUUUAACCUUUUUUAGUUUUUUUGGUAAUUAUUUCUCGCCGAUAUGAUUGAUAAGGUCCUUAUGCUUCCAAAAACGUACCGCAAGCGAUGCGUGUUAAUGUUGAGACCAAGCAUCGCGGCUCUUAACAAAUCCACCCACCCCCUGACCUCUAUACUCAUUUCCGUGGAAAUUAGUGUUGAAUGAUACUGAUGUUAGCUAGCUAGUUACUGUAUGUCCUCCGGGCUGCUGUGCAGUUACAUGACUCUUCUAAAUAUGUUUUCUCCUCUCCUCCUUCCAGGGCAAUCGAUAUGAGCAAGAGAAAGUGCUGAGACAGGCUAACACACUCUACGUUGGUAACCUGUCCUUUUACACCACAGAAGAACAAGUGUAUGAGCUCUUCUCCAAGAGUGGGGAUGUGAAGAGAAUCAUCAUUGGCCUGGAUAAGGUGAAGAAGACUGCAUGCGGCUUCUGCUUCGUCGAGUAUCCUUUUUGAGUUGUUUGAGCUUUUUGGUUCAAGACUUGUAAUUCUAUACCCAUACACUUUAGGCUGUGUUUCCGGAAGCAGAUUAAGCCUAGUCCUGGACUAAACGCAUGCUCAAUGGAGAUUGCCCAUUCAAAGUCCUUCAAAGUCCUUCUUAGUCCAAUAGUAGGCUUAAUCUGUGUUUCUGGAAACUGGCACAUUGGCCACAAGAGCGCCUUAAUCCCUGUGCCAGGUACUACACGCGUACAGAUGCAGAAAAUGCUAUGAGGUUUGUAAACGGGACACGUCUGGAUGACCGCAUCAUCAGAACUGACUGGGAUGCUGGUUUCAAAGAGGGCAGGCAGUAUGGCCGUGGCAAGUCGGGUGGUCAGGUAAAUUUACACGGGAUGAAUGGGCAAACCCAAGGGAAAUGCAUGCUUACUACCUUAGAGAUGACAUCAAUGAUUUGUGUAUUAGCUGUGUUUUAGGUUUAUAUUGAUUUUUGAAUUGAUAGUUUUCACAAAAUUGUUUGAUUUUAAAGUGAUCAGCUAGGUCAACAAGUUAAGUGUAUGAGAACGUUGAAAGUUACAUAACACUAACAAUGCUGAAUUAUCAAUUGGACAAAUGGAAUGUUAAUUGGUUAUAUAAUUGUGACCAUGUUGUCUCACCGUUCUGUGACCGUGUAUAUAUGAUCUAUUAUGUGAGCUUAGUCUGUGAACUAUGCCACCCCCUUGUAGACCAAAACACUUGUCUGUGGCAAAAUAAACAAUUGGGUCUCUUUUUCUCCUCAGGUCAGAGACGAAUACAGACAAGAUUAUGACCCAGCCAGGGGGGGCUAUGGGAAAGUUGUAUCACGACCAUGAGAACAUGUCCUAUGCUGUUGCUUUGGGGGGGGGUGUCACAAGCCUGACUCAACCUGUUCUCUGCUGUUUCUGUGCCUUUUUGCAGGUCAGAGAUUAAUAUAGAAAAGAUUAUGAUCCUGCUCGGUUGAUAAUGGAAAUUAGCUCUGCUGCAGAGACUUCCCGAGGGACGGAACAGUUUUACGUUUGGUGAAUUUGACCUGGGCUAGAUUUGGGUUCCAAACAGUUUUUUUUUUUUUGUUGGAAAAAGUAGUCCGUUUAAGCAUUUUCAGUUAGCCAAAGUUUCAUCAGUCAUUUUGACCUGUGUAAGAAUAAGCUUGCGCAGAUAGGUUGCAGUCCACACGUUUACAAAUGUAAUUGUCUCCCAAACUGUGUAUACUUUUUUUAAUAAACAUAAAUGGAUUUACAAA